Messenger RNA from Phytomonas sp. Hart1, 5439 nucleotides. NCBI's taxonomy places the organism in Eukaryota, Euglenozoa, Kinetoplastea, Trypanosomatida, Trypanosomatidae. The record is from the annotation of a GenBank genome assembly.
AUGGCGGGCAGUCGGCGGCAAAGCAUGGCCCAACACUUCCCCACCUUGUCUACACCAUCCCCCGGGUUGGAGGGAUCCAUCCCGAUUUCCUAUCAUUCUCAGCGCGAGAUGCUGAACCUCCCCAACAUCUGCGAUACGACGAACCUAUCGAACGAUGUCGCCGCGUUAGGUUCCACAAUGAAUGGUGCCAAUGCUAGCCCCCGCUCCCUUACCUUUGGGCGCAAUAACAUCAUCACUCAAGUGGAGGACUACAAACGUAUUCUUGACUCCGUAGGCCAUUCGAACUACGCUACUAUCAAAAGCCUCUUCGAUCCCAACGAGCGGCAUGGUAUCCCGCCCGAAAUCGUCCCCACAGUACAAGUGUCCUUUGAGUUGUUUGAGGCUGUGCAGAACCGACUUGCCGCAACACGGAAAACCCUCGAUCGCACCAAGGGGGAUUUAUUUACUCGCAACCAACAAUAUACACUCCUGCUUUCCGAGAUGCAGACUCUCAAAGACGAGUACGCGACACUUCAAAAGCGAACCGUCGCGACGGAAUCCGGCAAUUUGAGUUUGCACCAGCAAGUCGCGAAACAAGACGUGACCCUUGAGCAACUGAACAAAGAAAUCGGGCAGGUCCAUCUUGAAAUGGACAUGCUUAUUCAAAAGCUGAAACGACGAGACGAAGAUUUGCAGAGCGUACGAAACCGCAUGGCGGAGGGGUUGGUUUUACUCUCCCAGAAGGAUAACGUCAUUUCGGCUCUUCAUCGAGAACUGGAAAAGUAUACGCAAUCGAUUACAAACUUCGGUGAUAAAGAUUCCGCGCUAGCGAUGUUGAACACGGACUCCAAUUACUCCGCCGAGAUGCUGCAAAGCAUCACGGACACCGUUCACGGCCGAACGGAACGCGCCCGGAUGAAGCUCAGCGUCGCCGAUUUAGAAGCCAAAUUACGCCGACUCGAAGAGGAAAAAGACUCCAUAGUGUCCCAGCAAGACCGUUAUCUCAUGCAUGUCCAGAACGUCAUUUCGGUGCAGGAGCAGCAGCUGCUCGAGAUUGAGGACGCGCUAUCGGCGCACGUGUGUCCGUCGGCGCCGGAUCCUUUAAGUUUGCCGUGUUAUCCCUAUUCCGAGCUUGGCCUCGUGGAUGCCGAGGGGUUGGCGGAGAUUAGCAGCUUUUCCGCCCUCUUUGAGAGGUUUCCCGGGGUGCUGGAGCCGCUCCAGGACCUGAGCUUUGACGGCUCCUCCCAGACAAUGCGUGAGGGGUUGGAGGGUUGCCUGGAGGCCCAGCGCGGGUGUCUUCUUGUGUCACAAGAUCUCACCCGAUUCCUUAGUACUUUUGAACGGGGUGUGAAUGGGAACUUCCUGUCCAUCUAUGAACUCCGUGAGGAAUGGGGGAGGUUGCAGCCUUCUCACUUCGCGCAGAAGACCGCGCAGGCGCUUCAGCGGUGUACCAGCAACCUCGUCAAAGCCCUCUUACAGAUGCUCGAGGAAAAGCAGAGGCGUUGGGAGCCUUUGGAGGAGCGGAAAUCCACAACCUCUUAUUCCACUCGAAAGAGCAAGGACACGGGAAUAAGCUCAGAGGCGGGUGGCGCGACUUCCUUGCGUUCGGGCAGAGCGAACUUGACGUCGGCGCGCUCGAUGACGAAGAAGUCGGAGUCCCAGUCCAACAGUAGCUACCACAGCGCUGUGCCCCCACACCACGACUUCAACCACAUCGUGCAGAGGGAGGACUCCCGGGUUAGUUGGCAGUCUACCGUGGACCCAGACUUCUCCCGCCCGGGAUCAGGCGGGAAAGAAGGGUGGGCCUCGGUCGGCGCGGCGAGUGUGCCCAUGGGGGUGUACAUGCCCACCAACUGCCCGAACUGUCAUACUUCGCUGGCUGAAUAUGAGGUGAGAGGGACAGAGGUGAAUGGGGCGCGUUUGGGCUCGGCGGAAGCAGCCAGUGAGAUGGCCACGGGUGUGAGUAAAGAUGAUACGAACGUUUCGGGUGCCUCUAGAAACCGCCUCUUUCAUCAUUCUUCUGAACCAAAGGCUUCUGUGGGGGAUGCUAAUGAGGACAGCUUACCACUUGUAAAUGAGAGUCCUAAGCAUGAUUCCAUAGCUUUGAAUGCCAGCGCUACAAUCUCUGCGAGGGAAAUAACAGAUAGGGAUGGUCCGACUUCCUGCAGUGAGAAUGACAAGGAUAUUUUCAGCAAUCCCAUACCUUUGAGAAGCUCAUCAGGUUCUAUUUUGUCUAACAGUGUUUCUGUGAGAAAAGACAACUCUAGACCACAUACCAGCCACACAACCACCUCUGCGAUGCAUUCGAAUCAUAGCAAAGGACGUUAUUCAGUUCCCACUUCCAGAAUAGGUUCAUUACAAGUCAUAAGGCGUGAGCAGCUCUCUGGCGAUGACCAGAAAAAGUCUGAACUUCUUGCUCAACAGUCUUCUGAUACUGUUGGGACCAUCUCACGGGAUCACCAGAGGGUCGAUACCGCGAAAAGCAUAUCCCGAGCAUCCUUGAACUCCCUUCGGACUGCCCAAGCGUCACUGCCCUUAAAUAGUUUUAGAAUUCCCUCUGCUCACUCUGAGCGCCCAAGUUCAGUGCGGAAUUCCCAGCACAGAUACUCUCUUCUUAGCUUGGACGACGCACCACGAUUUUUCGAGAGCGAGGAUGGUCAACACAUGCUUAGGCUGCUCUCGACUGUACUGAAUGUUGAUACAAGUUCUAAAGCGUUCACGCGUCCGUUGUCGUCCGCGCUUAGAAUCCGAAGUAUUUCCAACGCCGACAACUCCGAUAGGGACAUCCCAACAACGACGGAGGUUGUCCCCGAAUCGAAGGAUAACGCAGCUUCGUUGGUCAGGGAGCGGGCUUCUUCUACCAUUUCGCGUACUUCGCGGGGGCACUCAAACGACGUGGUCGUGCAGCUGGAGGAUCGAAUGAUGGCCUACGCCAUGGAGAUCGACAUGUUAACGCGGGAACUAGAGGAAUUGCGUGAUUUCAAAGCUCGUGUCGAGGCCGCGGGGCCAUUUGAUAACUCCGCGAUAUUGGCCGAUGCGGCUUCGGAGAUCGAGAGCGGUGGGAAGCGGGGUACUCUGAGCAGCGAGGACUUCCGAGGCUCGGAGCCUCCCGUCAGCACAACCGGCUCCAGGUAUAGAGAAAUGCUGUCAGGCAGGUCCCAUUCCUCUAUUAUUCAUCUCAUUCCAUCCAGUUUACACCACGCCGAGAGGUCGUUGCCGGGGACCUCGACGGAUUAUGACGCCCAGAGACGGCAGUCCACGGAAAGCUUGCAGUCCAAUAGAGGCAUCGGCCUUACAAUUCGUAAACUUAGCAUAUCCGUUCCAGAUAACGCUACGUCACGGUUGAGUCUUGGGGUAAGUUCUCGUACCUCGAGGACGUACAGCACGGAUGUUACUGGGGAAAAUCGUAGCCAACGGCAUCGGGUUAGGGACUCCCUAGUCUCCGCCAAGUUCAGGGAAACGUCCGCGAAGCAGCCAGUAGCUCGCAAUGCUAAAGGUGUUUCCUCUAUCAUCAAAGACCCCCCCUCCACUACCAAAAGCACUCUCCCUACCACGAAAGGAGCCCUCCCCACUACCAAAAGCGUUCCUCCUACCACGAAAGGAACCUCCCCCACUACCAAAAGCGCUCCCUCCACCACGAAAGGAGCCCUCCCCAUUACCAAAAACGCUCCUCCUACCACGAAAGGAACCUCCCCCACUACCAAAAGCUCUACCCCCACCGCGAAAGGAGCCUUCCCUAGUACAAAAGGUGCCCCUCCUAAUAUCCAAGACAUUCCCCCCUCUCCCCCUCCCAACAAAGGGGCUACCCAACGUCAGAGGAUGCCAUCAAUCAAUCCCGGGGCCGCUAUUCAGGACUCUAAAACCUCGCGGCAGUAUACGGCGCGGUCCACGCCACCAGUUGCGGUCUCUCAAAGGCCCACCACUUCUUUGCCUAACAACCGAACCCUGCGAUCCUCCAGGGGGGUGGCGCAGGCGGUCCAACACCGCACCAGUUCUGGACCUCAUCCACUUUCAAUGGCGAACAACACCCGGGUUUAUCCCAAUACUACAGAUAAAAAGAGCUAUUAUAUGUCCUCGGAUAGCCUCGCGCAGCCGGGAUUCCAACCCACCCAGCGUGGUGUUUCUCCAUCUUCCACUCCAAGUCAUGAUCCUUACGGCUUUUCUAAUGUUAUGGUGGUGGGCUCUCGGGUUAGGGCGUCUGACUCUUCUCAAAUGCUUCCCCAAGCUGUUGAAGAACGAGGGGGGCGGGUUCCGCCGACGGUUCCUUAUGUCAUGCCUAAUUUUCGUGGAUUGCCGCCUUCGGUUCGCUCGAACUUCCACCAUCCGAUACCAAAGGUGCGCUCGGAUGAGCUCGAACGAUUGAAUAAGAAAAAUGAGCCAAAUCUUUACACGACGCGGAGCUUUAUCACCGGGACUGAGGGGACCCACAUGACUACCAAUGACCCGGAGGCUGAUACUCCCGUAAACAUAAUUAUUCAUUCCUUAUCCUUAUCUCAAUCGGCGAAUUCGGCCUCAUCAAUGAUGCCCGGGCCUAUUUCUGUGCGGAAGGAGGAACCUCACCCCCCUGCCCAACAACAUCAGGUCCCAUCACCGCGCCACCCGCCCAUGGAUCACCACGAUGGAAGCGUGGAUGCUCUGGGGCGAUCGAUAUCCCUUUUAUACACCGCACCAGGUCAGAAUCUUGAGGAUGACAAGAGAAUUGAAGGCGCAACGAUUGUAUCUCCUCGAACUAAACCGGCUUUCAGGUUCGCCUCGACCCACAACUACUUUGCCGAGAUCCAAAACCAAAUAAUAGAGAACUUCCUUAAGGUCCCGGAGAAGCUUUCAUCAAGCCACAAGUUCGCGCCCUUCCCGAAGAGGAAUCUUAACCCACAUUUGCCUUCACGCCGGUUUAUGUUCAAGCCACGACGAGCCUUGUGCCGACCCAAAAUCCAUUUAGCGACGGGAUUUGUGAACCCUACUGGUAAUAUUUGUCCAGGCCAGAAUAUUGAUUCACCUUUUAGGAGAAAGAAUCGUGGGGAUAGCCAGGAUUUGAUGGCGAGAGGAUUGAGUUUUAGACCGUUGACCGAUCCAGGAAGAGACACUCAGUUGGAGGGUCCUUUAAGACCUGGUUAUGCACUUAGAGGUAUCGCGUUCUUCGGCCGCCGUGAUCUUCCGAUUGGAAUGCAUAAUCGUUUCGAAUCCCGAGGAUUGGUAGCUUUACUGCGAAGACGCAUUCGGUGGCUGAGAGAGCAGCAAAGAGAAACUAUCAAAUCCAAGAAGCUCACUCCUCAUGGUAUUUUGUCUAUUGUCAAGCCGUACUGUCUUUUGGAUCCGCGACAAACGACGACGUCUUUGUAUAUGCUUCGUCGGAUGCUGCACUCGCGCCGGUCCCGCGCAUCUGUGCCGUUGGUCGCGAAAAGGAAGGAUAGAAAUAUUCGAUGGGGUGGUGGGAAAGUUGAUAAUAAUAUGAAGAAAUAG